Messenger RNA from Diprion similis, 1532 nucleotides. RefSeq names its product FK506-binding protein-like. The record is from RefSeq and is a predicted model, not a curated record. The transcript has a single exon. The coding region runs from base 286 to 1143 and encodes 285 amino acids. Lineage: Eukaryota; Metazoa; Arthropoda; Insecta; Hymenoptera; Diprionidae. Gene Ontology annotation, molecular function: protein binding.
GAGUGUUGACAUCUAUAAUCGCACGCCGCUGUCAUCGUCGCCAAAGUUUGAUCGUUUGUCGAGCGUGCUUCUCGCCUUGAAAGAAUUCAGCGAUAUCCGUAGGUGAAUAAUAAUCCCUUCUAUACGACCAUGUCAUUGUAAAAGCGACGAAUUCAGUGAUUCGAUCGAUUCUUUACGUCAAAGAGUUGCUUAUAGGUUAAGAAAACGGUGACUGAUACUCUUGCCGCUUGUCAAGAAUCACACGGGUAAUAUUACGAAAUUGUAUUCAAAAAGUGGGUCACGAUCAUGACGGUAGUUUGGGAGUCGGCGGACAGCAGUAUUGAGAAAGAAAUUUUGGUCCCUGGAAAAUUUUCAAAGAAGCCCACGGAACGUUCCAGAUGCAGUGUUAGAAUCGAGGACGUAAACUCAUCGGGGUUGUCCGACAAUCCUGAAACUAUACACAGCGAUUACAUUAGGCCAUCGUCAACAGGAGAAGUGACGACAACUAUCGGAGAUGCAGAAUGUAGGGUAGACGAGUAUAUCGAGAGGACGAUUCAAACGAUGUUCACUGGGGAGCAGAGUUUGGUAAGAAUGAAAUUAGACGACGCUUUUUGCCUAUCGUUUAGGAUAAAAUUGUUAGUCUGUGAGAUGCACGCACCGAUUUGGGAAUGGUCGUCAAAAGAGAAGUACGACGUGGCGUCGCGUUACAAAGAAGCAGGGGUGCGCCUUUAUAAGUCGUCAAGAAUCGUUGAUGCCUUUUGGAAAUUUAGCAAAGCUUGUAAGAUCCUAAUCAGUUUGGAACCCAUCUGUGAGGACGAUAUAGAAGAACCGCUCAGACAUGACGUAGAAAAUCUUAGGAGGAUCUUGUACAACAACAUGGCGGAGUGUCACCUGAUACGGAAAAACUUUGAGCACACAGUUUCCCUCUGCCACAAGGUUCUCGAAAGGGAUGGGAACAACGUCAAAGCACUCUACAGACGAGCUGUAGCCCGAGAAAAUCAAGGGGAUUACGAACGAGCCUUGACAGACAUGGAAAAAGUCGUCGGAUUCCAGCCAAAAAAUUCAGCUGCAAAAGAAAGACUUCACGUUUAUAGGAGAAAAGUUUACGAAGCUCAGAAGAAGUACGACAAUAUGGUGAAGAAAAUGUUUCACGUAUGCGAAUGACCGACGUCAUCGCCUGAUAGUAUGUCGCUUGUGUAAUAAAACAAUCCACUAAAUACCUGAUUUGUAAUUAUAAUGUAAUAAUCAGUACUUUUUCAAUUUAUAUAAACAAUUCAUUUUAUUCAACCAUGGUUACCCCCUAAUGAUUUCUGUUAACAAAGCUUCGGUACAUAAUCCGUAAGGCUUCACCUUUAUUAAAUCACAUCUGUCAUAAUUACAAAAAUACGCAUUUAUUUCUAAUAUAAUAACAAACAAUUGGAACGUAACUUAAUUCGCAACAAUAUUUUACUCCUGAUUUCACAUACGAAUAUAAUGAAAAUCAAUCAUUAUUCCCCUUGUGUGAGAUAAUUUUAUCCAUAUUAAUUCGCUGUAUUAAGUUAUUGCAAGCGCUU